Cyclopterus lumpus (lumpfish) is the source of this 665-nucleotide messenger RNA. RefSeq names its product mitochondrial ribosomal protein L33 (gene mrpl33). Gene Ontology annotation, cellular component: ribosome; mitochondrion. Lineage: Eukaryota; Metazoa; Chordata; Actinopteri; Perciformes; Cyclopteridae. Gene Ontology annotation, molecular function: structural constituent of ribosome. The record is from RefSeq and is a predicted model, not a curated record. Bases 115 to 312 code for a protein of 65 amino acids. Gene Ontology annotation, biological process: translation. The transcript is spliced from 4 exons.
GGGGGCCCGGAAGUGCUUGGCAAACCGGAUGUACGAACUUCCCAAUGUGACUUACCUUGACAAACAUCGUUGUGUUUUAAUGCUGUCUUCGUCUAGCGGCUCAAAGUCUACAACAUGUUUCUUACCACUGCAAAUUUGGCCAAGGCGAAAUCAAAGACCCUCCUGGUGCAGAUGAUGAGCGCCGCAGGGACGGGCUACUUCUUCAACACGAAGAGGAACCGACUCCGAGAGAAACUGGUGCUGCGCAAACACGAUCCGUUUGUGAACAAGCACGUCCUGUUUUUUGAGAAGAGGAAGAUCAAAUCGAUUUGACAAUGCACCAGAUGGACAACAUCAACCUGCUUUUCAAAAGACUUUUUGUUUUUUAUUUUCAUGGAUUAUACAAGCUGUUUCCUCAGUCAACAUUUCGCUUUGGCUGGUCGACGCGCUGUCAAAGGAUUUCUGCAGUCGCUCUGCAAAAAGAGGGCCUUUACUGCACUGGAUCAGCAUGAUGCGGCUGAGCUUCAAGAAAAUCAAUAUGAAAGUAAUGUUUUUGGAGCUGAGCAUGUCAUUUAUUACAAUUCAGUCAAGUGUUUUGCAGCUUUAUAUUUCAACUGAAACCAUUUGUGAAAUAUGAUUGUGCACAUUUUAAGGAUCUUUGUCAAUUAUUAAACAGUUAAAAACAA